This is a messenger RNA of Engraulis encrasicolus (European anchovy), 1988 nucleotides long. It is a transcript of the gene itgb1bp1, whose product is annotated as integrin beta 1 binding protein 1. Gene Ontology annotation, biological process: negative regulation of substrate adhesion-dependent cell spreading; negative regulation of focal adhesion assembly. NCBI's taxonomy places the organism in Eukaryota, Metazoa, Chordata, Actinopteri, Clupeiformes, Engraulidae. Bases 151 to 750 code for a protein of 199 amino acids. Gene Ontology annotation, molecular function: integrin binding. The transcript is spliced from 7 exons. The record is from RefSeq and is a predicted model, not a curated record. Gene Ontology annotation, cellular component: cell periphery; cytoskeleton; ruffle.
GCGACUUUCGUCAAAACAGAAAGAAGUGGGGACGGCUACUUUGAUGAAAUUACAGCCCCAAUAUAACAUUAAAGUGGCACAGAUCAAGUCCAGAAUAGAGAACAGGUCUGGAUGGCUGGGCAGUCAAGGUCACGGUCGUCAUGGUGAAAUAUGUUCCGAAAGGUCAAAAAGCGUCACAGCAGCAGCAGCUCUCAAAGCAGCGAGAUCAGCACCAAGAGCAAGUCUGUGGAUUCCAGCUUGGGAGGUCUUUCUCGGUCCAGCACAGUUGCCAGUCUCGACACUGACUCUACCAAGAGCUCAGCAGGUAACAGUGCCACAGAGACCUGUGCAGAUUUCCGAGUCAAGUAUGUGGGAGCGAUCGAGAAACUGCACUUUGACAUGAGCAAAACUCUGCAGGAGCCUCUGGACCUCAUCAAUUACAUUGAUGCUACACAGCAAGACGGAAAGCUGCCUUUUGUGCCUGGAGAUGAGGAGAUGAUCCUGGGUGUGUCCAAGUAUGGAGUCAAGGUGGCAUCGCUGGAUCAGUGUGACGUGCUGCACCGGCACCCCCUCUACCUGAUCGUGCGGAUGCUCUGCUACGAUGACGGCCUGGGAGCCGGCAAGAAUCUGCUGGUGCUGGAGACCACAGACGCCAAGCAACAGGAGUGCACCAUCUGGGUCUACCAGUGCAGCUGCGCCGAACAUGCACAGGCCAUCUGCAAGGUGCUGUCGGCCUCCUUCGAUGGUGUCCUGACCUCUGAGAAGUCCUGAGGGGCAGUCUACUGCAGGAUGUUUGUGUACGUGCUCCGCGACCUUCGACCCUUGAACUUUGAACCUCUGUGGAAACAAGCCAGCUGGCAUGAAGGAGCCCUGGCCCAGAAUGUUUACUAUGUUACGAAAGUCGACCCCCACCCCUCCCCCCGGUUCCUUCUCCUCCAGUUACGAUCAUUUACCUUUGCAUGCUGUGAUCCAAUGCUGCCUGAUCUCCAGUAUCAGACAUUGGGCUUCCUGUUUGUUUGUUGUUAUUUUUUUAAUGUCUGUAACAUAACUUAAUCUAUUUAAUGUACAUACACCUACACCUCAUGUAGUGCGAUUCUCAUCCAAGACAAAGAAAGGGGGCUAUAGCCACAUUACCAUUGGUGGAAUUGGCAUUCCUAGGUGGUACGAACGUCAUUGCAGUGUCGCCAGUAAGGCGAAGCACAUGUUAGCACAAAUGCUGUAACCCACCUCCCUCUACCAUGGUGGACAAUCACUCCACCCAGUCUCACCCCUUCUGUGCAUUCCAGUAUGCGCACUCCCAUCCUCCACUUGUGCUUGUGGCCUCGCCCUGCCUCUUGUUCCCGCCUCCUUGGAGAAAACAAUUAAGUUUCCCCGCUGUCAGCCUAGUCACAACAACUUAUGGGGGACUGUUUUUUAUUCACCAUCCGGAUUGCAAAUGGGAAAAUGACAUUAGAAUUGUGCUUUCGCAAGAUAUUGAAAUAAUUUUACGUCAUCUGUGACAUAAUUUUGAGCUCACAAGCAGGCAAGUGAGCAAGGGAGGACGGGAGUCCGCAUAUUGGAAUGCACCACUUGGCUGCAUAUUAUCUCCCCAAAAACACACCCUUUCCUCUGUCCGCCGAACCUGUGUCUCACCGCUGACCUGGGUCAAGUCAGGUUUAUACUGAAUUCUGAAAACUCAUUCAACAGUCAAAAUACAUGUGAUAUCUUAAUAUACUGUACAUAUUGUUAAAUGAAACCUUUAUAUUGGACAUUCAUUUAACCAUAUGUUUUUCCCCCCAGAUAUUACAUGUGUAAUUUGGCUGCUAAAUGAAUGAACUGACUUAACCCAUAUCAACAACAAGGCACAAUGUCAGAGGUCAGGGAAAAGGGCACAGUUUUGGGGAAAUAAUAUGCACCUUAAGUGUUGUAACCCCAUGUCUCUUCCCCCACCCCAUGUUGUGUGAGCCAGUUUUUUUGGGACUGGAUCAGUGUUACGGUACAAGAAUAAUAAAAAGCAAUGGGAUUUUAAA